Scylla paramamosain (green mud crab) is the source of this 416-nucleotide messenger RNA. RefSeq names its product high affinity cationic amino acid transporter 1-like. Bases 33 to 287 code for a protein of 84 amino acids. The transcript is spliced from 2 exons. NCBI's taxonomy places the organism in Eukaryota, Metazoa, Arthropoda, Malacostraca, Decapoda, Portunidae. The record is from RefSeq and is a predicted model, not a curated record.
CAGUGUUCCCUCUUCCUCGUAUCAUCUGUGCCAUGGCCAGUGAUGGUCUGGUGUUCCCUUUUUUCUCCAAGAUCAUCAAGAAAUUCCAGACUCCCACCAUUGAUUGCAACUGCUCUCCCUGGCAUAUUUGCUGGCAGUUUUUCGAACUGAGCUCCUUAGUGGAUAUGAUGAGCAUUGGGACCCUCAUGUCCUUCAGGGCAACUUGCAAAGGCAGAAGUCCUCUCAACACUGGUCUCACUCAGGUUGACAAGAAUCGGCAAGUGUGGUACAAGAGCUCUCUGCCAUAAGGAAAACAAAUGCCAGUGUGAUUAAACAUUAAAUAUUUUAUCUUGAACAAUAAAUAUGUAUUAUCUUGCACAUAGUUAUGGAAAUUAUACAAAUGUCUUUUGCAAAUUGCAAAUAAACAAGCUUUCUGA